This is a messenger RNA of Centruroides sculpturatus (bark scorpion), 2342 nucleotides long. RefSeq lists its product as uncharacterized. Lineage: Eukaryota; Metazoa; Arthropoda; Arachnida; Scorpiones; Buthidae. Bases 598 to 1554 code for a protein of 318 amino acids. The record is from RefSeq and is a predicted model, not a curated record. The transcript has a single exon. Gene Ontology annotation, biological process: DNA replication, removal of RNA primer. Gene Ontology annotation, molecular function: RNA-DNA hybrid ribonuclease activity; nucleic acid binding.
UUACUUUAUUAAAUUCUAAUGAAAAAUUAUUUAUCUAAAAGAACGGCAGACUUAUAUACCAACAUCAUCGAAGUGGAAGUAGAAGUAACAAAAGGGUGCCAGCAAAGAUAUAGAUGAGGACCAGGUGUUUGGAAUUUGGUCUUGGACGAACUCCUAGAGCAACAAGAGGACACGGAGGAAUUAAGAAUACAGGCAUACGCAGACAACACCCUGAUUAUGGUCGCACACAAAAAUUGUGAUUGGGUGACAGAAAUUGCAAAUAACACACUAGCUAAAAUUGGGACAUGGAGCAAUAAACACAGAUUACCAAUAAACUACGAGAAAUACGAGGCUACCGUGAUAACCAGAAAGAAUAAAAGAAGUCAAUUGAAAAGAGCAAUUGGAGUGAAAAUACAUGGGAAAGGGAUAAAGAUUGUGCAACAAAUGAAAUACCUGGGUAUUGUGUUCAAUAGGACCCUAAAUUGGCAACAUCAUGUCAACUAUGUCUGCAACAAAGCCACAUAAAGAUCCAACCAGCUAAUCAGCAUACCUAGAAAUACUUGGAGUCUUCACACAAAGCAUACCAAAACAAUUUACUUACAGGCUAUAGAACCUGCAAUGCUCUAUGGAGUUCAGAUCUGGAAUGCAGCUGAAGAUAGAGUUCACGUAAAAAGGAAGCUAUUAUCAAUUCAGAGGAAAUCAGCUAUUAGGAUUUGUAGAGCAUAUCAAACAUCAACAACAGAUGCCCUAUUAGUCAUUUCAAACCUUACGCCUAUACAUCUAAAAGGAAAACAGAUAACCUGGGAAUGGACGUUUUAUAAUAAGAAUUUCGCUGAUAUAUCAGAGUCUGAUAUAGAACAAUUACAGAAAAAGGGCAACCUGCCACCAGACAAUACAAAGAACAUGUCUCGUUUCAUUCAAAAGAUAGACCAUAAAUUAAAAAACAAAGAUUUACCGAUCAAUCCCAGGAUGAGGUUCCUAUACAAAGUCCUGCUGGAAUACGAUAAUACCACAAAUCAGGAAAACGAGCAGCUAAUAACAAUAUACAUGGACGGAUCAAAGGACGACCAGGAAGUAGGAUCUGGACUCAUAAUCAAAAAAGGGAAAACAACAAUGUAUCAGGCAGCUUUCAGGCUGGCAAAUGAAUGCACUAUAACCCAAGCCGAGUUAUGGGCGAUCUAUAAGGCCAUCUCAUACAUAAAACAACUAACUCUGAAAACGCCAAAAAAGAUAACCAUUUUCACAGACAGCAAGGUCACCUUAUAUAUUCUCAAAACAAUGAAAAACAGCUUGGCACUCGCAGCGGAUCUAAUUGCUCUUGCCCGUGACCUAGGACAGCAAUUUGAAAUCUUGUUCCAAUGGAUACCAAGUCACAGUGGCUAUAGAGGCAACGAACUUGCUGACAGAUUGGCGAAAAAAGCAAGGAUGAACUCAAACAAUACAUAUAAUCGUUUCCCAGUUAAUUAUGUGCACUGCUAUAUAAGACAAGAAAUCAGGAUCCUAUGGCAAAGGGAAUGGGACAAGUCAAACACCGGAAGACAAUACUACAAAUUUAUUCCUUCAAUCGACAGAUGACAUAAAAAAACAAAAGUUUCUAUCCAAGCUACUCACACAAUGUCUCACUGGACACAGGGCGUUCAAUGCCUACUUAGAACGCUUCAGGAAGAAGAACUCCAACAAGUGCGACGUCGACAUAAAUUCUGAAGACACCGUAAAACAUCUGAUCUACAAUUGUACCAAAUACAGAGACCAAAGACUAAAACUGAUGGGGACUUGUUUCAAGGAAGGUUUCAGUUGGCCUCCCGGUAAGCACAAUUUCAUCAACAACAAAAAUUUGAUGAAAGCCAUCAUCAAAUUUAUUAAUUAAUUAAGGAAAAUAAGGCUCUUGAUCCACCGAGCGGCUCUCCCAAUGAUGGAGUAUAAACAUUGUUAACGCCUCGUAUAUAUGUACAUACGUUCAAAUGUAAUUGUUUUCUGAUUUUAAUAAAUGCAAGGCAGCACCCAUGGGAUCUCGUGGAGGGGCUCUGGGCUAUUUCUUAUUUCACACUGUCCUAUCUUUAUUUCCUCUUCCUCCUAAUCAUCAACUUUCCUAAACUCUUCUUUCAUAUUCUUACAGGGCAAAGUCCUAGCUAAAAGGAUAGCCCUUCUUAACUGUAAAACAAGAACAAGUUAGGGGUCACACUAGAAAAUUUUAAAAUAUUGCCACAAUUUUGCCAGUUUUACAUUUUUUUCAUCACUUCAAAUUGUUUAUUGCCUCCAGUUUUACUUACUAAUUAGUAAGUAAUUAUUAAGUAAAUUACUUAAUAAUUACUUACUGCUGAUAACCUUAUUAGUUUGGCAUCUAAAAAGCAAAAGUAACAUGU